Molecule: messenger RNA, 3111 nt
Organism: Cladocopium goreaui
Lineage: Eukaryota; Dinophyceae; Suessiales; Symbiodiniaceae
Source: the annotation of a GenBank genome assembly
AUGUCGGACAAGCCUGUGACCUCAAAGUCUCCACCUCCAAAGGCAAUUGGUGUUGCACAUCCGCCCCCCAAAGCGCACGCAGCAGUUGACACAUGCAGCCCACACAACGCGCCAAUUUCCAAAGCAGCCGCGCCGCCCACCCCAGUAUCAGCACCGCCUGCGUUAGCAGCAGCAAAGUGGACACCCCCAGCACCAAAGUCCACGCCGCCGACAACAGCAGCAAUGUCCACACCGCCGACAACAGCAGCAAUGUCCACACCGCCGAAAGCAGCAGUAAAGCCCACCACACUGCCGAAAGCAUCAGCAGAGCUGAAAGCAGCAGCAAAGUCCACACCGCUGAAGGCAGCAGCAAAGUCCACACCGCCGAAAGCAGCAGCAGAGCUCACAGCAAGCCCAUCGCCAACUGUCGAAGCUAUCACCCAGAAGGUGGAAAAUGAUGUCAAGGCUUUGAUUGAAGAUGAAUUUGAUGAGGCAAUGUCUCAUGCGAUGAUUAACCCUGAUUUUAGACCAUACUUGAAACACUUGGGAUCAGAGUUGGGAGAAGAACCAGGUACCGAACUUGACAUUGAACAACUCGAAGCUGAAUGGGGAACCAACGAAUCCUAUGAAGAACUAGUCGCUUUUCUGGUUUGGAAGCAAGUGGAAGCGGCCAAAACCCAAUCCAUACCAACGCACACACCGCAAAGACGGGUCACCUGGGCCCCAGAAGUUGCAGAGAUCACACCCCCAGCAGAGAAGACACUAGCUCCAGCCAAGUCGGAACAGCCCCGCAGAGCAUCCGCAGUGACCGUGGCAAGUGCAAGCAAGGCUGUGAAGCCAGCAGAUUACAAUGAACGCCAAGCAUUGCAAGGAGUGUUCAAAAGGCGCCUCAAAAACCCUGACGAACAUCAGAUCCCUGCAGAGUUUGUGGCUUUGUGGAACACAACAAUGGAGAAGAAUAACAAGGCCAUCGGCUCCAACACAUGUGGCCCUAGGCUGCGGGUGGAAUCCUUUAAGUCCCACACCGAUCGAUCCACAGAUCGGAAGAAGAUGGGAAACUUGUCCAACCUGGGUUGGGGUUUGUUGACUGUGACGAGCUGGCGCACACGUGCGCAGAUUGUGUCGCUGCACUGUGGUGACAUGUCGGCUGCAGAGCGUGUGAUAGCCAAAAAAGUUUGCACGGAGCUUGGUCGUAAAGAUGAAGAAGAAGUUGCCGACCACCUGCAGUACGGAAAUUCGGCCAAGAUGGACAACGGUUGUGAGGCUGCGAAGAAACUGUUGAAAGGCGUUGACCACAGCAAGACCUUUGGGAAACCCAAUGGCCUCUUGUGCAAUUUCCCGCAGAGUGCUUCGCCGGCUGCGCUGCCGGCACCUGUUGCCCCAGCAACGGCGCCCCAUGAGAAAGGACGUAGUAAGGGCCGUGAUCGUGGUCGAGGAGAUGGACCCCGUGCUGCUCCCAAGAGAAAGACAAUGCCUGACUUUCUGGAAGACCCUUUGGGAGCAUCAGGGUGGUUGGUUUCACAGCUGUUGAAGGACCUUCAAACGGCCAAGGUUCUCCCGAUCAAAUUUGUGAAUUUAAAGCAUCAGGACCACCUUCGUAACUCUUUGGUUCAGUCUGCCACGGACUUGGAAAAAUGCUACUUCCAGCUCAAAGGCGUUUGUGAUAAUGUUCAGGAGGUGCCCGCUGCCUUCUCUGCAGGAGCUUGGAGAUGUGAGUUCAUCACAACCAUCACGGCCUCGGGUGGAGUUGCAAAUCACCGACAAUACCGCAGACCAGAUGCCCCUUUGGAAUUUGGUGAAGCGUUGGUGGAUGAGUUUGUUCAGAAAACUGCUUCCUCGGCAGUUCGUUGGUCGAAGAAGCAGGGCGGCAACCCAGCGGAAGACGACCUGGUCAAAAAACUUUCUGGUAUCGCUACGAAAGGCAAGUGCCUUCAAAAUGCUGAGAGAGAUCUGCAUAGAUUGCUUCAUCGUGAGUUUCUGUCCUUCAACCCAGAGCCUGAGUACGUCAUGGUGCGGAUGGUAGACCCUUCUAUUUUAGAGAUUGAUUGGUCGCCGUUGGCAGUCCUUUUCCCGGACACUUUGCUCAAAGCCUUGUGGGCGCUUGGAGAAGAUGUUUUCAGACAUUGUCUGUUUGGAGAUCUAAUUGAGAAUGAUACCCUGGAGAUCUGGCAGCACAUUGAAAACACCUGUGAAUGGUUCAGCUCCCACCCAGCCAGGCAUUGGCAUUCAAAGGGAAAACUUGCAAGUCUUGGAACGUACGGUGACGAAGUCCAGUGCUACAAGAACUCGGAAUGCGGUGUGGUCAGUGUCUCUGCAUGGUGUGCAGAAUUUUGCACCAACUCGCAUCCACUUUGUCGGUACUACCCCAUUGCCAUUUGGUCAGAACAUGUGGAAUGUGAGUGGACCUUUGGCGACAUGGAAUCUCAGAUGAUUCAACGUUGGCGCUCCUUGUGUGACCCCGAGGUUACGUGGCCUUGGACGCAAUCAGGCUACCUGAUGGCGUUCACUUUUGCCCAAGGUGAUCUUAACUGGCUGAAUGAACGAAUGGGUGGUUUACAUAACUACCGGCGAAAUGACUUUUGUAGUCGGUGCCACUGCCUGAAGACCGACCCAGACCUAACCAAAACGUUGCCUAAUUUUGCUGAGGAUCCUGACGCUCACGAAGAGCGAGCUUGGAGCCAGGAGGAAUUGGCAGGUUUUUCGCCUCUGCUCACUUUGCCUGGGAUGUGCAUGCAGUGGGUCAUGCAUGAUGUUGUCCAUUCUCAGUACUUGGGCACCGGCAAAGCUACGAAUGGCUUUCCAAAACUCCAAUCCAAAGCGGUAGCCAGCAAAGUACUGACCAACUGGCUGGCCGUUCGUUCUGUUGAAUUUGCCCAGCGACCAGGUCUGACGGAAGCUGAUCGAAUGAUAUCCAGAUGUGUGUAUUCUUAUUUCAAAAUAAUUCAGGUGAUGGAUACCAGUCGCUACAUCAUGACUGAACAACACGCGGUGGCAUUUCAUACAAAUGCGAUGAAGCACUUGCAUGCCUACGUGUGGCUUCACUCGCAUGGCAUGAGAGUUAUGCUGCGUACCCCUGGGAGGAGGUGUUGGCUUUUGAUGCCAAAAUACCAUCACCUAUGGCAUUGUACUUAG